Fraxinus pennsylvanica is the source of this 567-nucleotide messenger RNA. Lineage: Eukaryota; Viridiplantae; Streptophyta; Magnoliopsida; Lamiales; Oleaceae. The record is from the annotation of a GenBank genome assembly.
AUGAACAACUACGUGAAUGUAAUUAACAGAGAUGCAGACAUCAAUGGGCUACUGUCACUACACGAGUCCGCCGACGAACCCUUCACUCUAAUCAGCUUUCCAUGGAUUAAGCUCACCAGGAAUGAAUUUGACUAUUUGUUUAAUAAACGGGACCCGUCAGGUCCUCUAUUCGACUUCGUAAUGGAGAUGGUCAUAGCCCUGUCCAAAAGUUAUGGUCUAUUGGUGAAUAGUUUCUACGAGCUCAAGCCAUUGUAUGUAGAGUACUGGAAUUGUGAGUCUAAACCAAAAGCAUUCUUUGUUGGACCCUUGUGUAUGGCCCGACAACAAAAAAUGGAGCCCGUAUUGCACCAGGACUGUAGAUAUAUUAAAUGGUUGGAUCAAAAACUGGGAUUUCUGAGUCACCGUGACUGGAACUCGGUGUUGGAGAGCAUAAGUGCAAAAGUUCCGAUACUGGCAUUGCCAAUGAUGGCGGAGCAACCCCUAAAUGCAAAAAUGGUAGUGGAAUUAAAAUCAGACUCAUUGGCGUGCGACCGGUUGAAGGUGAAGGAAGCUAUUUGCCACAAAUAA